GGUCGCCGAGUGCACACGUAACCCGUACGGCGCGUCUCUUGCCACUCCCACAGGCCCAUCACGGCCGCCCUAGUGUAGUGUUGUGGGUGCUGUUGACGUGCGUCGUACAGCAGAGACUCACAAAGGCUAUCAGUAGGUGAAGAAAGUGGAGAAAUAUAUAUGAGCACUGAUAAAGGUGACGGGUGUGUCGUACUGGUGCAGUGGGUGAGAUGACGGGCGACGACUGAACAUGUGCUGGGGUGUGCUCCGUGUGCUGACCCUGCCCCUUCUGUUGUGUGGCUGAGCCGCCUCCCUCCUCCAGCCAAUCUCCUUCACUGCCUUCAUCCAUCCUUCCUCCAUCCGUGCCAGCUACUUAUCCACCUGCACGCCGCCCCUGCUCGUCCGUCCACCGCUCCAGCUGGCCCCGAGUAUUGGUGUCCUUGACAGGUGGCCCUCAAGACGUGUAUGCAGAUGAGCACCUGGUGUAAGGCUCCACAUGCAAAUUGGAGUGUCCACUGAGGUCGUAUGUAUGUAAAUGAAACGGCCAACAAGUGGACAGUGCUUUAUAGUGAGCUUCUGAGGAGGGUGUCCCCAGCCACCGCCCCGCGCCCUCACACAGACACAAGCAGCGGCAGCUCGUGGUCCAUCCCCCCGGCCUAGCCCACAGCAGCAUCUCCCACAGGACCGUGAGGUGAAGCCCGGCUGGUGGAUGGGGUAGGACCCGGCCUGGGCGUGGGGGUGGUGGCGGGGAAUGAGUCACAAUGACCAUGUCGUCGACAGGCGAACUGACGUCAGAGCAGCUGCACCAGCUGUACCUGUGCAGCCUCCUCCUGGGCAAGAAGAGGGAGCAGCCCAUAUUCUCGUGCAAGGCGCACGUGUUCCACAUCGACCCGAAGACUAAGAGGUCGUGGAUCCCGGCGUCGUCUUCUGCAGUGUCUGUCUCCUUCUUUUAUGACUCCACCCGGCAGCUCUACCGCAUCAUUUCCGUUGAGGGCACAAAGGCAGUCAUCAACAGCACGAUAACCCCCAAUAUGAUGUUCACAAAGACGUCACAAAAGUUUGGCCAGUGGUCAGACAUGCGAGCCAACACAGUUUAUGGCCUCGGGUUUUCUACUGAAGCAGAACUCAAUAAGUUCAUAGAGAAGUUCCAGGAGGUAAAAGAUGCUACUCGAUCAGGCAAAACCAAUGGCACAAUAGGUGGUGGUGGUGGUGGAGGUGGUGUUAGUGUUGGAGCAGGGGCUGGCAGUGGUGUAGGAGCAGUGUCUUCAUCCUCAGGACCCGCCUCUGCCACUGCUUCUCCCCUUACCUCACGAGCCAAGAUCCAACAAGACCCAACGGGUGAAGUCAACACUGUAACUUCAGGUCUGGAUCACCUAGCUCUGGCCAACUCUAAUGACAUUAAUGCCACGCUGCUCAAAUCAUCCCUAGUUGCUCAUCAACGCUCACAAAGCCUCUCAGGACUCCAGCCAGCAGGAGAAAGCCCAAAGCACAAGCAAGGAGGGGGAGGAGGAGGAGGCGGAGGAGGUGGGGGUGACAAAGUAGGAACCACGGGAGCCAGCAGUAAUGUAGAUACUCAGAUGCAGCUCAAAUAUGAGAAUGACCGUCUUAAACUUGCCCUAGCUCAAAGCUCUGCCAAUGCUAAAAAGUGGGAGAUUGAGUUAAAUUCAUUAAAAACAACAAAUGCCCGCCUAACGUCAGCACUACAAGAAUCUACAGCAAAUGUUGAGGAAUGGAAGAAGCAAUUACAGACGUACAAAGAAGAAAAUAAUCGCAUGAAGACUCGUAUUCAUGAGCUAGAUGCUGGAGGACGAAUAGGUAUGGGCGAAUCUGAAGAACUUGUCAAGGAGGUGGCAUCUCUUCGAGCGAGGUUGGAAGGCAUGGAGGAUGAGAUUAGGUCUAGGGAGGCUACAAUAGAUGAACUAGAAAACCAGCUUCAGCGUGCUCGUGCUGAUGAUCAACGGGAGAAGGUACAGCGCCUAUCUGAAGAAAAUGAGCAGUUGCGUAUGGAGACUGCACGUGCUCAAUCUCAACUAGAAGUAGCUAUGUCAACACAGGACUCUCAGCGAGGUGUAGUUGAGAGUGUUAACAUGCAGUUAGGAGAUCGAAUCAAAGAUCUCCUGGCUCUUCAUCACGAAUUGAAUCAUCUACUUACUACCUGAGGGGGGUCGGGUCGGGGGCCGCCACCCCACCCGCAGCAACGCUCCAAUGCUGGCCAGAGAAAGACCAUUCGCCUUCAGGCUGUCUGGCACGUCUAGUGAGCGCGGGAAUCAUGGCCGCUUCUGACCUGGAAACACGCUACUCUUUACUGUCCCCUUCUGUAAUCCCAGUUUAUCCUUUUUGUAAAUGAUCCGUCAUACCCUGUCAUCCCUCACACCGCUAGCCCAGCUGCUUUUUUUUUUCCUUGCUAUAUUUUCUUGUCUUGAGAGGAGACAGGUUAUUGUCAGCCUCCUCUUGGAACUGUAAACUUCUUGUUUCACAGAUGGAACCAAAGCACUGCAAAUAUAUUGAAUGAUUUGAUUAUCUUUAGUAGUAUUGCAGUUCAUUUUCUUUGCCUUUCUACUCCUAAUAGCUCAAUCAUUUAUUUUGUGUUUUGUAGGAUUCACAGCUACAUAAUUUAGGAAAACUAGUACAGUAAACAUGAAAUCAGCUCAGAACUUAAUUUCUUUAAACCUGCCUUUUCUUUUUCUUUGCCUAGUCAUACUUUGUUGAAUGCUGUUGCAUGUUGCCAAUUCUUUUUCUGGUUAUUAUACUUUCCUUUGUAAUUGUUUCUCAACAUUUGGCAAAAGGACCCACACUAGCCAUAACUAAAACUAGAUACUCCAUAUCUAAAAUCAUCCCUGAAUCCUCAUUUUUGUCACAAUCUUAAUUUUGAACAUAAUAUGGAACAUUUUAGUGUUCACCAUCACCAGAUUUUUUACCAUAACAGUAAAUAAUUUGAUAAAGGCAGCUCCAUUCUCUGCAUAAGAUUUAAUAUCUGUAACAUAAUUUUUCGCACCACCAGGUCAUAAUCUGCUGUCGCCCGUUGUCAGUGGUUUGUUUCUUUCAGUUGUUGUAUUGCCGCCAUACAGUGUCAUGCUGUAUCGUUAUUGAUUCUAGGUUGUGCUACCUACAGUACUUCCCUAUUGGCAUCAAUUCAUAUAUUUCCUUCCAGACUUAAGUUACUCUCAGUGAUUUCUCAUUGAAUGAAGUAGGUUUAGGUUAGAUUUGGACCGGUGCUUCUAGUAUACAACAGCAUCACUUGGAACAAUUUUGCUGUACACGAGUCAGAAUAUCUUUUGUCACCAAGUAGUUAUGUUAGACGGAAGUAAUUAAUAUACUCAUUAUAGGUAGAAGGAAUUGAAACUAAUCACUCUUCUUAUAAAAAUGAGGUAAUAUUUUUAAAAGUAAUUUUUGUAACCACAUUUUUGUGAAUUAGUAUUUAACAUAAAUGUGAUUUAUUUUUUCAAUUUAAUAUUUUUUUUUAUUUCAAGACAAGUGUGUAUGUACUGUCAUUAACAGUUAUGUGUGUGUGUGUGUGUGUGUGUGUGUGUGUGUGUGUGUGUGUGUGUGUGUGUGUGUGUGUGUGUGUGUGUGUGCGCGCAUGUGUGCACAUUCUCUUUAUACUCCAUAUUUUUUCUAAUAAUGGAGUAUGGUGCUUAUUAUAUAACUUUUACUGAGGCCUCGAUUUGUGCCAAAAAUUCCUUGGGCAGCUUGACAUAAUAGGACACUUGACACUAGAUUUAUAUCAUUCAGUUUUUCUUCUGGCAGGAGUUAAUUGAUUUUGGAUUUAUUUUACAAAUAAAAAUUUUUGUUAACCCCUGAAUCUAGGCAGUAGUAUUGUUCAUGGCACAAGAGGUAACUCAUAUCCCAGUUUUACUUGGUAUCUCCUUAGUAGUCAAGUUUUCAACAUAGAUAUGUUAGAGCUGUGACAUUUUCCUUAAUGUUAAGCAUUAAGAAGUAGCUUUGUUUUAUAGUAGAAAUUAAAAUAGAAUUGAUUUUAUAAAUGAAUCUUUUUUUUUAUGAUGUCACGAAGGUUCUUUUUCUCUACAUAACAAACACGACAGGUAGUGUAUCUCUUACUCUACAUUUUAAUUUUUGCAUUAUAUCUUAUUUAUAAUAAUUUUAUUUUAUUUAUUUGUCUACUGUGUUUGUAUUUAUUAUUUAUUGAAGACAUCAGCUUAUGAGAAUUACUAGAUUUGGUCCAUGAUGAAAAAUGUUACUUGGAACACUCAAAGAGUUUUUAGUACAUGCUAAAAGUGUUUAAAGUUGGGUCCCAUAUACAGUACAGUACUGUAUUUGUGUUCCAUGAAAGCUUCAGGUCCUAAACAAAAAUUUUGAUGUUGCUGAAUCCUAAAAUUUUUCUUCAUUGAAAAAAGUGCGAAGUAGCUUUGUUGCAUUUAAAGGGGGUUUAUUAAUUUUAAAAUACUGUUCUUUUAUUAUUUUUACAUACAUUAUAUGUGACGUUUGUGUGUUUAUGUCCCUGGGAUGCAUAUGGCUCCAGAUUUUGCAUCCAUUUCAUAAAUCACAUGACAUGCAUAAGAUACAAUGCGGCAAGGGGGGGGCUGCCACCCCUAAUUUGAAAUUUAGGAGAGUUUGUAAAAAAAAAAAAAUAUUUGGCAAUAAGAGAGGGAGCGAGAGUUGCAAACAUGCAUUUCCUUUUCUUUGACACUUUUGACAAGAUAAAACAGCAGUGCAGGGCUAGUCUUUGAAAAAACUUUCAAAGUACAGUUCAGUAGUAAAAUUUCUAUGAUAUAUAUGUUUUGCCUCUGCAAAUCAUAAUAAUUAUUACAAAUACAAUAUAGGUUUCUAAAUUUUGAAUUUUAAAUUAUAUAACUUGCUCUGUCCAGUUGAAAGUUUUCCCCCACCCCCAGAAAAAAGAUAAUGGUAAACCAUGCUAAAGGGGCUAUCACACUGGGCAAAAUUUUUGCAUUCUCCGCGAGAAUACAGCAAUAUUACUGUACCUGAUUAGAACUUAUGCCUGAAGAUUGAAAUCUGAGGAAAAAGGAAAGUACACAAGUUCUCAGACAAGUUUUGACUGCCGUUCAGGUCUAAUUGAGGUUUUAUAAUACUGUGCAGGUAUUUAUAAUUGAAAGACAUUGAUUUUAUUUGGACAAGGGACUCUGAAACUUCCCUUAUUAGGGAGUGCAGAAUGUUGUGGGAUUUUAAACAUUUAUUUUAUCUCCAGCUUUUGGACAACCUUUCAUCUUUGUUAUUCUUUUGUUCUGAGCAAUAGCGAUACACCAGCCAUGCUACAACUGAGUGUGUGAAUGGAAAAGUUGUUUAUCAGGCAGAGAAUGGAGAAAUGAGAGCUAAGAAUUAAAACAAAAAAUCCAGUGAUAACCCCUUAAGAUUUUCUGUAAAUACAAACACAGGUAAUGGGAAGAAAGUUUUACAUAGGGAAUAAAAAAUAUUAUUGUUCAGUUCUUUUUUGUUAUCUUGGACCAACUGGCCACUUGGCAGCCAGAAUUAUACUCUGGUCAUUUUUUAUAUUUUUUUAUAUUGUGAAGAGUGUUGUGGAUCAUUACUGUGUUUUGUUUAUAUUGCAGUGGCUUCUAAAAUCAGUAUGCAUUUUUUUUUCUUCAAACUCCCUCGAUCUCUAAUAUCAUUCGGAAUAUAUUUUUGGUAAAGUUGAAAGUCAUAAUAACUUCAAGCUAUUCACACUGCCAAUUUAGAUUUAAGAUUAAUGAGGAGAAGGAUGAGGAAUCCCAUUGCACAUUGUUGUUAAAAAAUAUUUUUAGGUGGUCAGGUAAGUACAGUAAAGAUGUUGUUCCCUGUUUCUUUACAAUCAGUUAUUUUUGUUCAACCCAGAAUGGGACGCACAAGUAACAGAGAAUUUUUAUGAGAAUCAAUUAACUGCAAGCACCAUUUUAGUUAUUUACAGUGCAUAUUACAGUCAUUACCACAUAAACUUGUAUCUCCUUAUAUGAAAAUAUGAAAAUUUUAUUUGUGCUUACUUUGUUUAACAAUUCAUACACUGAAGAACAUGUUUGAAGUUUGUGAAGAAUAUUGAUAUUGACGUGUUCCAUUUAUUGAAGAUUUCAUAUUUUUUCGGAAUCUGUGAUAACCCUUUCCUUGGUGGGAGGGUGGGUGGGCCCCCUCAGUGAGAAAAAUACUAUCUUCAUGGUUGACUUGCCAUGAGCCCUUUUUCAAUCAUACUGUAUAUGAGUUUAGACUCAAAAAUUUUUCUUGUGAUAAUUUUAUAAUGUAAUCAGUUGCUGGUAGGCAAAAUUGAAAUUUUAAAUAAAGAAAAUUAAUGAAUAUUCAGAUAAUUUGAACUGGAGAUGUCAUAAAGAAAAAUAAUUUAAUACCUUUAGUAAAUAUAAAGUGGUGCUUAUGUGCAGUCAUCAACUAUUUUUUAAAUGGUAUGGCAUGGUUCAGAACAGUGGGACCAUACCUUAUGUUAUGUGAGAUUUUUCCAGUAAAGUUAAAUCUGACACAUAUUCAGCAUUUAUAUUAAUUUAAGCUAAAGCCUUCACAUCCUGUGCUGUCAGUUUCAAGCUUUUUUAUUUUCUAACAGAGUGAAGAUUUUAUAGGGACCAUAUUAAAAUUAUUAUUAUUUCUUCCUUUUUUUCUUUUUUUAUACAAAAGGGAGCAGAGACCUGGUAUUGAUGGUGAACAUUAAAAAUACAAUUAGAAAGGAAGAACAAAAAAAUCUAGUAAGAACAAAGGUGCUUUGCUGAAUUACACAUAUUAUUUAGAGAAUCUGGUGAUGGCUUUUCUACUGCACUGAAAACUUUUUAUAAGAUUUCACUGUCAUUUCUUGUUUUUUCUUAUGCUGGAGUCAACAUACUGGUUCCUAUGUUCACGCUUUCCAUUUUAGACAGAUGGGAAUCAUUUUGAAGGGUAACAAAAGCAAUAAAACGUUUUAGCAAUGUGGUUAUUCAGUGUGUGUUGUAAAAGAGCAUUGAAGGAUACUGUACGUCUGCUUUAACCUCAUUUAUUUAUUAAUAGUAUAUAUAUAUAUACUAUAUAAAUAUAUAUAAUUUUUUGCAUUAUUUAUUAUGAAUAUAUAUUUAUUCAGAAAUAUUAAAUUUUAUGGCAGUGCAUCAUUACAGAGUAUUUAUAGUUUUCCAUGCCUGAAUCUUAAGUUGUAGAUCCCACCCUUUCUUUGUAGAUGUUAGGCAAUACUUUAUUAAGGGUAAGGAAAGUGUAUUUCCUUUUUUAUUGUACCACCUACAGUAUUAAAUUUUUAACUCAUUAUUGAAUAUAAUGAGAUAUAAUACAUUUUGAUAAUACACUCAUUUGUAGCGCCCCACUAGUGGUGAGACUGGUCUUCCUAAAAAAAGAUGUGACUGUUGUGUCACCCAUAUUCUUUUAUUAAUGAAAGAAUUGAUGAAAAAGUUGCAUGUAGAACUGAUGGGUUGCAUGACAGUUGUCACAAGAAAUAAAUUAGUAGUUAAGGUUUAAUAGCAAUUAUACUGUAUAUGUUAAUUUGUUUUCCAACUUGUUGCUAACAACAAAGGUGCACAAUAAGAGCGAUAAUAUUUAAAGAAAACCAUAAGACUUAUAUCAACUGUUUGUUUCAUAUUGUGUGUGGGUGUGGAUAUGACUUAUGAUUAUAAUUACUCUUGAAAAUAAACAGUUAAAAUACUCUUUAUAUCAUCACUGGACUGUAAUGAUAGCACAGAUAUUGUGAGACCACAGUACAUCACUAGUUAUACCAGUGUUUUUUUUUUUUUUUUUUUUUUAAGAAAAAAAAAGCAGGGUAUUGUUACUACCAAAAUUUUUUAAAUCAUAUUUCAGUUCUCUUAAUUUUUUACAGAACAUAGGAUCAGUUUACAAUUAUUCUUAUUCCAAUUCACAUCCAGAGGUUAACAUUGUCCCUUUUUGUUUAAUCCAGUUUGGCACAGUGUUAUAUCUCUGAAUGGUGAAAUGAACUUCAUUAGUUGAAAAAUAUUCUGAAAAUCUAGGAUGCUAAAUUCUGCUUCAUUUCUCCUUGGUGUUGGCACCAUACACAUUCUUUUAUAACACUUUCUCUAUACUAAUUCAUCUCAUCACCAUUCUUCUAGUUAACCGAAUCUUAAGUGUAAAGUUGCUACCUAAAGAAAUAAUCUUAAUGUAGCCUUUUUAUUUUUUCUUCGUGGGAAUUUUUUGGGGGCUUAUGCUUCAUGAAAAGAAAAAAAAUUGGGGGGAACUAAAACUAGAUUUUUAGACUAGAUUUACAAAUGUAAUUACCUGUACUUGGAAAAGUUUGAAGGUUAAAUAAAUAUAAAAAUCACGAAAGCAUAAUUAAUUCUGGAUUUGAGAAAUUCAUAAUAUAUACAGAUACAUUUUGAGUUCCAGCUAGUAACAGAGUGAGAUGACGAUGUAUUAGGGAAAGGAUGCUUGCAUAUGUAGUACACUUCAGGUGUACUACCAUAAUGUGUUCUAUGAUGUUAGCAUUAUAUAACCCUUUCUCAGAUGUUCAUAUGAAGUAAAUUUCUGUGCAUUAAGAAAAAUGGAUGUAUUUUAUGAAAGGCUCCUUUGUUAUUGGUCUUGCCACAUGUUGGCUGCUUACUUAGUAUGCUCACUUAAGUACAGUAUAGGAACUUUCUUGGUCUAAUCUAUAUACUAGAUAGCCUAAAGCAGUAAAAUACCUCUUCAUAAUUACUUCUUACAUUUGACUAUUAAAAGUCAUAGUUAUUUCCAUUACUUUAACUAUGCGUACAAUGUCUUCCUCUCAAUCCUGUUAUUUUGUUUCUAAAAUACUUAAUAAGUUUUCUUAAUAUUUUAUUUUCAUUGAAUCCAUCAUUGCAUGAAAAGUCUUAUUUCAUUUGUCCAUGAUCAAUGAAAAAAUUUAUUUGUGUUUGCUGCCCAGAUUCCUAUGAGCUCCCUGCCCCAUCACACACAGCUCUGCUCAUCCCCCUCACUACCCCUCAACUACCCUGUCUCUCGUUAGCGUGUCUCGGAAGAAGCUGCUAAAGGCCCAAAGAACUUUUUUGUUUGUUUGUAAUGUUAAGUCUUUUUAUUUAUAUAUAUAAAAUUUUUUGGAGCAGUCAUCUUUUAUUUUUAUUAAGAGUGUACAUGAAUAUUGAGUUUGUACUUAAGUUUAAUGGACCCGAGUAGAUUUAUGAAGACUUGUAUGUUUUAGGUUAUCAAUACUGAUAUUACUAACAUGAGGUUUGUUUUUGUGAGUACAAAUGUUUUUUGUUUUUUUUUUAUGAUGUCUGAUAUUGUAAAUAUUAUUUUCUCUUUAAAAUUGUGAUGUUAAGUAGGUUUCUUGGUACCCAGAUACUGGUCAGAAUCUGUCAUAUUAAAUGUAAGCUUCAUGUGUAAUUCCAUUAUCCAUGUCAUAUCAGACGACUUAAGCAAGUAAUAUCUUUGUAGAUGAGUUUAAUAUUUUCCCGUUUGGAAAGCAAAAGAGUUUUCAAUAUCUGUAAAAGCUUUUACAUUCUCAAUUAAUGAUCAUUAGUUGUAUUUCUCAGUUGACAAUAAACUUGAUAUAUUUA
Molecule: messenger RNA, 9386 nt
Organism: Homarus americanus (American lobster)
Lineage: Eukaryota; Metazoa; Arthropoda; Malacostraca; Decapoda; Nephropidae
Product: homer protein homolog 2-like
Exons: 10
Coding region: 741-2138 (465 amino acids)
Biological process (GO): regulation of store-operated calcium entry; G protein-coupled glutamate receptor signaling pathway
Cellular component (GO): dendrite; cytoplasm; plasma membrane
Molecular function (GO): G protein-coupled glutamate receptor binding
Source: RefSeq, a predicted model, not a curated record